This is a messenger RNA of Hibiscus syriacus, 2132 nucleotides long. Its product is annotated as probable WRKY transcription factor 31. The record is from RefSeq and is a predicted model, not a curated record. Gene Ontology annotation, molecular function: DNA-binding transcription factor activity; sequence-specific DNA binding. Lineage: Eukaryota; Viridiplantae; Streptophyta; Magnoliopsida; Malvales; Malvaceae. Gene Ontology annotation, biological process: regulation of DNA-templated transcription. The coding region runs from base 98 to 1633 and encodes 511 amino acids. The transcript is spliced from 6 exons.
AAUACCCCUUCUUGUGGAGAGCUUGAAAAAAUCUAUAUAACUACUCCUCUCAUAAAUCUCUCUCUCCUUAUUUUGCCCUUAAAUCUCUGUUUUAGUCAUGGAGAAGCGGCAACGUCGAGAACUGACGUUUAUGCACUACGACGACCUCCUCCGGCAGAAUCCCGGUGUUCCCGAUCGUACCCUUGAUGAUUCUAGCGAUCACGUUAAACCACACAUCACGGAAAUGGAUUUCUUUUCUACUCAAUACCAAUCACAUGAUGAUGAUCAUUAUCAGGAGAGCAAGGCUAGUAAUAAUAAUGGAUCGUCUUCUAUUGUUGAUUCGAGUGUAAACAUUGGAUUAAAUCUUCUGAGUUCAAGCCCGGGAGUUUCAAGGGCAGCAAACGAUGCUGAAGAGGGUGGUGCUGAAAUGGAGCUAGAAAAGUUGAAGGAAGAGAAUCGGAGAUUAAGAAGCAUGUUAGAUCAGAUUACCAAAAAUUACAAUGAACUACAAGGUCAACUAUUCAUGGCGCUGCAAAAGCAGGCGCAUCGAAAUCAACAUGAACAGAAGGAUGCAUUAAAUGGCAUGGCGGGUAGCAUAAUGUCAGUACAACAAUUCAUGGACCCACGGACAUCGGCUGUAUUAGAUGUCAACGAACCCUCGGGGUACGACAAGACUGAUCAAGAAGUGUUAGCAUCGCCGGAAAACACCACGGAAGUCUUCUCAAUCGAACACAACCAUCGAACGUGUCAAAGUAUUCCGGGAAAGAACGUUUCUAUGGAAGAUGGUGCCGAUCAAACAUCUCAAAGAUGGGGCUCACACAAGAGUCCAAAGCUAGAUCAGUCAAAAAAUGAAGACCAAGGCUCUGAAGCUCCUUUCAGGAAGGCUAGGGUGUCUGUUAGAGCAAGAUCAGAAGCUCCCUUGAUAAGCGAUGGAUGUCAAUGGAGGAAAUAUGGUCAAAAGAUGGCAAAGGGAAACCCUUGUCCUCGCGCCUACUACCGUUGCACAAUGGCUGUUGGCUGCCCAGUCCGUAAGCAGGUGCAAAGAUGCGCUGACGAUAAAAGCAUUCUCAUAACAACAUACGAGGGAAACCACAACCACCCUCUUCCACCUGCAGCCACAGCUAUGGCUAACACGACGUCAGCCGCAGCCGCCAUGUUGCCAUCUGGUUCAACCAAAAGCAACGAUGGCGCCCUAUCAACUUCUGCCUACUUCCCUUCCUUACGUUACGGAUCGUCCAUGGCCAUGCUCUCUGCCUCCGCCCCGUUUCCCACUAUAACCCUUGACUUAACUCACGGCCCAAAUGCCGUUCCAUUCUUACGUCCCCCACCUCCCACUACUUCAUUUCCAUUACCUUUACACGGAUAUCCCCAGCUCUUAGGGAACCCUAUGUUCGCUCCUCCCAAGUUACCUACGUCACCGGCAAUGCAGUUGGGACAACGUCCGGCUUCCAUGGUCGAAACGGUUACAGCCGCCAUUGCUUCAGAUCCGAAUUUCACCUCAGCACUAGCCGCCGCUAUUUCGACAAUCAUGGGAGCGCCGCCAAGAAACAAUGGAAACAGCACUAUGAACAAUGAUGAGAAUAACGAUUAUGAUCAUAGUAUUAAACCAGGAUCACCGCACGCUCAACAGUCAUGCAGUAACAAGCCAGGGUGAUGAAUUAAAUUUUGGGUCUUGGUUGCCAUCCUCAGCAUAAUGGAUAUUUUCACUUUGUUCUAUUUUUGCAUAAGCUAUUGCUAAUGCUAGCUCUUAGGGAUUUAAAUUGUGAUCGUGUUUUCGAUUGUCUUGUGUUUAUCGCAAUUACGGAUAUAACGGGUGCUAUUGCAGUAAUUACUGACUCGAUUACGGAUGGCACCACAACCAUUAUGCUAUAUAAAUCCCUGCUAGCUAGGUAUAAUUAGGCCAUUGGAAAGGAAGGAGGCCACAUACAUCUCUUUUACGAUCGUAUUAAAUGGUAGUUCCAGAUAGUUCAAUAUGAUCAGAGCCGUUUACGGAGCAAGCUUUGGCGUGGAGGUUGAGUAUUGUUACACCUCAGGAUUAUAUAAUAGAAGAAUUUUACUAGAAACAGCCUAUUGAUGGUUGGUGAGUGGUUCAAUCAGCCUUGCAGUUUCAAUAAUUUCCCAUGUUUAUAGCCGUAAGAAAAGGUCUCACAAUC